Sus scrofa (pig) is the source of this 2766-nucleotide messenger RNA. The record is from RefSeq and is a predicted model, not a curated record. NCBI's taxonomy places the organism in Eukaryota, Metazoa, Chordata, Mammalia, Artiodactyla, Suidae.
UCAAGGAGCCAAGUUCCCCUACCGAGAUCAUGUGACGCCUUGGAUGAAGAUCAUGGGACAGUGGAAGGAGGAACGAAGAGCAGGAGGCUCAGCAUUUCAGGAAAACAACCCAUCCAGGAAAGGGAGCUUCUCUUUUUUCCUGUUUAUAUCUCUUUUUAAAGCUAAUUAUCUGUUUCUGGUUCUCAAAUUCAGAAGCUGUUUGCCUAGCACAAUUUUAGAUACCCAGAAGCAGUCCACCAAAUACAUGCCUCCAGUACAACUUGAGGGCUCACUAGCUUAAUUAAUUAAUAGUAGUUAAUACAUGCUUUCAAAUCCUUUUAUUAAAAGGGCCACCUAAAUGCAAAGUACCAUUAUCAUCAAACUUAAUGAGGUUGGUGGUUUAAAGAGAGGGCUUUCAAGCAUAUAUAAAGCUCCUCCCAGAGCGGUGGUACAGGGUGAAGGUAAGCAGAGGCAGAGUCUGCGGAGCUGGUGUUUAAAAGCUCCUCCCGGCAGGAGAACCACGUUGCAGUUAGCUCGGGUUGAAGCCAGGUGCUUGGAGAUUUACCGACUAAUGGAUUCUCAAACUUAAGCCUAUGUUAUAGAACAAAGGCCACUGCUUUGAAAAAUCCUAACAGGCUGCUGCUGAAUUUGGAAGAUCUUCUCCAACAGAGAGGGGGGAUUUGCUCUGCAAGGUUGCAAACCAGGUGCUGUAGGAUAAGACUCACCAACAUGCUAUCUGUUGUCCUGUUUGGGGGACUUUUCGCCCUCAUUGGCACUUCCAGGGGCUCACAGUCCUUCACUUACUCCAUGAACUCUCGCCUGCAUCCCCGCCUGUACCAUGGCUGCUAUGGUGACAUCAUGACCAUGGAGACCUCUGGUGCAGCCUGUGACAUCAACAGGUUGAUAUCCUGCGGCAUCCACGGUUCUGAAAUGUUUGCUGAGAUGGAUCUGAGGGCCUUGAAGCCUUACCGAACGCUGAUCAAAGAAGUCGGGCUGAGGCACUGUGUGGACCCAGCUCUCAUUGCUGCCAUCAUCUCCAGAGAAAGCCAUGGGGGCACCAUCCUGCUAGAUGGCUGGGACCACAGAGGACUUAAAUUUGGCUUGAUGCAGCUCGAUAAAAAAAUUCAUCACCCGGUUGGUACCUGGGACAGCAAAGAACACCUUUUGCAGGCUGUUGGGAUUCUAACAGACAGAAUUAAGGCAAUCCAGAAAAAAUUUCCCACGUGGAGUGUGACUCAACACCUCAAAGGUAGGCUUCAAGGGGCAGCAGUGGGCCUGGGAGGGGCCCUAGUGCUCUCUGAAGCACGAGUUCCUUGGGGUGGUUUUCCUUCUCGCCUUCCAAUCCCCUUCUGCCAGAAGGUUGGGUUCUCAUUACAUCUCUUAUUGGUUAUUGAGCCACUGAGUGAUGCCUUGUAAGUUAGUGCAAUAGUUUAAAAGAAUAUGUUUGCCUUCCUCUGAUAGGUUGUUUCCCUGGUGCAAGAAGCUGUUACCCACUUUCAGUAUUAUUUGAACAAAUGUUCACUCUGUGAACAUUCUCAGUGACAUCAGGGCUUUAGGUACCAUGCUAUCUAUGUCCAAUGCAAGAGCUCUGCUUAGCUGAUCACAGACCCGGCUCAGGCUCAGCAUCUCACCAGGAUCCCACUAUAAAUUUUCUUUUUCUUCUGUAUUUUUUGUCUCAAGAAAGGUGCCAUAAUAUAUCCAUUCAUCUUAGCCAGAGAAACCAGAUUGUUUUCUUAGGCUUUCUGGUUCCUUCUCCCUUCACAUCCAACCACAGCAAUUUGUACUAAAUCUGUCUCCUAUAGAUCCAUGUAUGUAAAUAACACGUUCCUUCCAUCUUUAAUGGUCUUAAUUUAAAGUAAAUGGUUACUGUUUUCUAUUUCAAGGUCCUUGAAGGCAGGGAACAGGACCAGGGGUCUUUUUCUCUAGACAUCCAAGCAGAGCAUAAUUAUGUUAAACACAUGUGUGACUAUGGAAGAUUAACCUUCUAUUAGGGUAUAACAGACACUUGCACACUCAUGCAUAUUACACACAUACAUCUAAAAAGGAAUGAGUGUGUUUUGGGAGUUGCGCACUGUGCACUCAGCAUGGCACCCAUCCUGAUACAGAAUAGGUGAGAAUUUACUGAAUGAAUGAAUGAGUGAAUAAAUAAAUGAGGGCAUUAUUGAAUGACUGAGAGAAUGUUACAAGCAUUCUCAGACUGAAGACUUGCUGAGGAUCUAGUUUUGCCAGGCCUGCACUCCAUAAGGAGCAAAUCUGCUUUUUUUUUUUUGCAUUAGGAGAAACAAGUCUUUAAUAAAAAGAGAGAGAGAAGGGGAGCAAUCUGGAACGUUUUCAGUGAUUCCUCAGGUUGUGGCUCCUUUGAGGAGGGAGGAAAGGGAAAGAGGAUCUGGCUGUCUGCUUUGGGAGAUGUGCCUGGACAGCCGAUGUCCUAGGAAUGCUCAUGUCUUAUUUCUGAUGAAAGUUAACUAUUUCAAUCUGAACCUCUGGUUUCAUUUCAGGUGGUCUCUCAGCCUUCAAAUUGGGAACUGAAUCCAUUGCCAGCCUCACGGACAUAGAGGAUGACCUCGUCAAUGAUAUUUUAGCCCGAGCUAAAUUCUAUAAGAGACAUGGCUUCUAGGCUCCGUGGUGGGCCAGGCUGCCAGGGGCGCAGAGGCCCCACUUUCAGGGUGUGAUGUGGAUGUGUUAUCCCCAAUGCUGGCAAAGGAAUGGUUGCAAUUAUGACAGGAAAUUCAUCUCUCACUUUCUUAGUGUAAAUGAGCAUUAAAAAAGGAAAAUCCACCCAGUUCA